AUGGCGGGUGCCCAGGAGCAAGAGAAGUCGGCACGAAUCGCUUGGUCUCAGUUCAUACACACACGUUUCAACACCUGCGUCUCCGCCGCUCUCCGAAACCCCACUAUCGAUCGCGCCGCCCUGCUUGAUGCCGAGCUCAAAGUUGCGCUGAAACAACUAGAGCUCCUUGCACUUCAUCGCAACGAGUUUAUGGGUGCUUGCCGCCUGCCUCCAGAGAUCCUGUGCAACAUCUUUCAAUACUCUCAGGAAGAUUGGAGCCCGAAGAGAACUGGUGUCAUUCCGACAACCGAAGGCGGGACGACCGCUGGAACGCGGGCGUAUAUGCUUGGCUGGAUGUCUCUAUUACAUACCUGUAGCUAUUGGCGGAAGACUGCUCUUGAAUCACCAUCCCUAUGGUGUACCUUCAAUUGCUUAGAUAUGAAUCCUCGUGCUAUACCUACGCUUUUAGCGCGCUCUCAAGGCCUUCCCAUCUCUCUUCAUAUUGAUCAUUCGCAUACGGGCGAGGCAGAGACGGCCGUCAUCGAGAGUUGGUUGUGUAAACCCAUCCUUGGGAGGAUCAUGAACCUCUCAAUCAAGAAGGUGCCCGAUUCUCGUUUACAGCAAUGGCUCGGCUGCUUGCAAUAUCCUAUGCCACAUCUGCGCUCUCUCACUGUCGAUCAUUCACAUCAUACGGGGUCAGGACUAGCAGCAAUCCCUACCAAUAUCCUCGCCAGCAAUAGACCCGAUCUGUCCCUCGUCUCACUGCACGGAGUGGCGAUGACCUGGACCCCUACACUACUACCCAACACUCUGGUCUCACUGAAGAUAGCAUUCAACGACGAGACCCAUGCGUCGGAUCUCAUGCCUUCGAUGCCCACUGCGGAACAGUUCUACGGAACGUUAUCCUCGAUGAAGUUGCUUGAGGUGCUCGAACUCCACAACUGCUUUCCCAAGCAGGAUGCAUCUUCAGACACCAUGCGCAUAGACUUUCCCGACGUGUUCAGGUCACUUUCGUUGAGCAUCGGCGUUGACGAGAUCAUAGACCUUUUUCUGGAAUUCAUUACCCGCGUCUCUACUCCCGCGCACACGGCCGUUGAUUGUGGAAUUGAUCACCCGCUUGGUUUCCCAAUUGACAACCACAUACCUGCCAUUCUACCGAUAAUAUACGGGGAUCCUCAAGGCUCCCCUUACGCACUGCAUUUGAACAGGAUGGGAAUGGCCAUGCUGUACGACGCACGGCCGCCGACGACCUUGUUGCAGAAAUCCAUACCUGGUGCUUUGGACGACUGGGAUGAAUAUUGCCUGGGCGAGGAUGGAAGAGGCCUAUGGGUCAGCUACGAACACGACUCUAAUUCGAGCAUCACCACGCAUCUCCCUCUGCUACAGACUACGACGUUGCAGGUCCUGACCCUUGGCGCAGACGUCGCGACUUACUUGCUGGAUAAUGAUGCAUGGAUGAGCAGGUUUGCUUCUGCUAGAGACGUUCACAGCCUCUCCGUCUACUACAGCAGCGCCCUCUCUCUAUUUGAGGCAUUGCUAGACAUCGAGUCAGCACGUUCCGAUGGCGCAUCCCCGUCCUUCUUUCUAUUUCCCCGCUUGACCACGAUUGCGCUACACAAGGAGACAGGCGGCAGCGUUUUGCCUGGAGAUACGUCGGCGGAAACGAGGGUGGCGUUGGACAUCUUCUUUGUAGAGCUGUUGCAGAGUAGGAAAAGGCGUGGCGCCGCCAUCGAGACGAUCAUGGUUGCUAAAAACAUGGCGGAUUGGGACAUCUGGGAUCGGGUGAAAGACCAUCAUCUUGUAACACUUCUCGAGUUCUUCUGA
This is a messenger RNA of Peniophora sp. CBMAI 1063, 1803 nucleotides long. The record is from the annotation of a GenBank genome assembly. NCBI's taxonomy places the organism in Eukaryota, Fungi, Basidiomycota, Agaricomycetes, Russulales, Peniophoraceae.